AUGUCAUUGGGAUGUUUCAGAACCAAGAAUUAUAAAGUUACAUGUUUAACAGAACAAAUAUCACAUCAUCCACCAGUUUCAGCUUUUUGUUAUCAUAGUGAAGAUAAAGGAAUAACUGCUUGUGGAGUAGAUCAACUUUCAGCAAGAUUUACCAGAACUUCUGUAAAAAUUGGACCAGGUGAACAAAAUAAAGGAAUUUACAUUAAUCUGAGUGAAAGAAGAAAUGAAGAAUAUUUAUUAACUCAUUCUGUCGCCAGUGUGCAAGAUUGGUUAAAAGCUCCACUAUAUGUAGUUGUUGCUGGAAGCUGCAUUGUAACUUGUCCAAAGACAAAAUUGAAAGCAGUAUUAGAAUAUAAAGAAGAGAUAUGGAAAGGAUAUUCCCAAUUCCAAAAAAAAGUCAAACCAAUUUCAAAACAAAGACCACUUGAAUCAUGUAAUGUUUGGAAACCUGUCACAACAGUUUUAUUUCAAAAAGACUAUACAAAGGCUACAAAAGAGAAACAAAUAAUAGAAGAAAGGCAAAGACAAAAGGUUGCAGAAUAUAAAUCUAAUAAAGAAUUCAAUGCUGCUUAUUUUAAAUUACCAAUUAUUGAUGGUAAAAAUACAGUCGUUGUUUCAGGUGGUGGUGUUGUGGUCACAGUUUUUGGAGGUGGGGUUGUUGUCGAUGUUAUCUCCGGGGUUAUCUCCGGGGUUGUUGCGGUAGUUGAAGAAGUUGCAUUUAUCGAAACGGAUAGAGAAGUAGCGUUAGGCAUUAUAAUAGUAGGAAAGAUUUCAACAAAAGGAACAGUAAUAGAACGAGGAAAAUGUUUUUUUGGAAUGAUAGAAAUAGGUACAGUCAUUGUCACUACUUCAAAUAAUAAUGUACAUAUACCUACAAACAAAGAAAUUGAAGACAAAAUAAAUUAUGGUAAAGUUAAGAAUACUACUCACAAUACAAGAUUCUGGUUGAAAGUUCUGACAGAUGUUAGAACAAAAAUGGGAUACAAUUAUGACAUUAACAAAUCACCAUAUGCACCAACAUCAAUAAAAAAUUGCUUUGCUGCUAUACAUAGAUAUUUACAGGAAAAUUCAAAAAUUUAUCCUGCUCUAGAUCUUUAUGAUGAACAUGGCAAAAUUAAAAAAAUACAAGAUUUAAGCAUAAUCAGACAAAAAAAAUUUGACUCACUUGAAUAUGAUGAAAUUUACCAAAUUUUAACACAUCCUGAGUUAAACAAAGACACACCAUUAUCCUCCACUUACAAAACCUAUUUCUGGUUAUGUUUCUUGUGUAGUUUUUGUGGUGGAGAUGCUCAAAGAUUAAAAUUGACAAAUGUGGAAUUAGCAGCUAUUAAUGGACUGACAAUUACAAUUCCUUGUGAAAAAAACAAUGCUGGCUAUAGUUUGCUGAAAAUUUCUAUAAAAAACUGUAAUAAUGUUCAAAUAAAUCUUCAAAUCACACCAAAAGAUUAA
This is a messenger RNA of Entrophospora sp. SA101, 1449 nucleotides long. NCBI's taxonomy places the organism in Eukaryota, Fungi, Glomeromycota, Glomeromycetes, Entrophosporales, Entrophosporaceae. The record is from the annotation of a GenBank genome assembly.